Messenger RNA from Symbiodinium natans, 1371 nucleotides. The record is from the annotation of a GenBank genome assembly. NCBI's taxonomy places the organism in Eukaryota, Dinophyceae, Suessiales, Symbiodiniaceae.
AUGGACGGUCUGCCAACAACCCUCGGCAAGCCCUUCCAGAAAGCCCUGGAAAGGUAUUGCCGCGUUGAACCGCCGUUGCGAAAGGAGGAGUUGCAGGAGCUGAAAUCCCUACUUGUGGCAAAGAAGACCUUAGACACCAGUAAAGCCAAGUGCAUGGGCAAGGACGGAAAGCCCACUGGAACAUUUAGUGCCUCGGCAGCCAAUGCCAAGGGCGACCACACUGGAUCCAGCAUGUUUGGCAGCUGGCUACGUGACAACUGCAUCAUUGCAUGGGGCUUGUUUUACACUGAUCCAGAGGGGCCAGGCUCGGAUGAUGCAGUGGCGUGCCUCACUAGCAUCGCGAAGUUCCUCUUGAAAUACCAGAGCCACAAGAUGGAGCUGGUGAUCAACGGCUUGAAGGAUGUCAAGGGGGAUGAGAAGACCUGGAUGGAUCGACCUCAUAUCAGGUUUAUUGGCGAAACAGGACUGGAAGAUCCCAAGUGGUACAACCACAAGCAAAACGAUGCUUUGGGAUACUUCAUGUGGGCCCGAACUCAGCUGGCCUGGCACAAGAAGUUGCCUUUCGAUGGAGAGCACCUCAAACUCAUGGGCCAGCUCUUCGACUAUCUGCGGGCGAUUGAGUGUUGGGAAGACUUGGACGGAGGCCAUUGGGAGGAGCACUCUGCUGUGCAUGCAUCCUCCAUUGGGCCUCCGCUGGCAGCUGUCAAACUCUUUAAGAAGGUAGCUGCCAGGGAUGGCUUCUUGCCGCCAUGCAAGAGCGACACCUUGGACGUCUUAGAGUCAAAUCUCGAGUCUGCCCUGGGGAAGAUUCUGCCCAACGAGAUCAUUUUCCCCGCAGAUCUGGCAAGAGACGCUGACGCUGCCACCGUCUUCCUUGCAUAUCCUUUAGAGGUGGUUGAUGACGCAGUGGGGCUUCAAAUCAUGGAUCGCCUGAAGAAGGUCAUGGGCCACAUCGGCAUGUGCCGCUACCGGAAGGAUAGCUACUGGUGCAAGGACUACAAGGACAAGGUCGGAGACGAUCCGACAAAGCAUUUCACGGAUGAGGAGUUGAAAGAAAGAGACAGGCUGCUGAAGGACGGCGAGGAGGCACAAUGGUGCUUAUUCGAUCCGAUGGUCAGCGCCUUCUACGGCCGCAUGUACCAGAAGACAAAGGAUGCCAAGUACUUGAGACUGCAGCAGCUGUUCCUUGCGAGGUCUCUGGCCGCAAUUACUGGAGAUUCCUGCCCCUACGGUCCGUGGCACUGCGCAGAGGCUUACUAUCUGGAGAAGGACACCUGGGUCCCAAAUGAUGAUACACCGCUGGUUUGGACGCAGGUUGAUCUCAAAAUGGCCUUGUUCGAGAUGGAGCGCAGCCUGGCACUUGUGAUGUAA